This is a messenger RNA of Owenia fusiformis, 1852 nucleotides long. NCBI's taxonomy places the organism in Eukaryota, Metazoa, Annelida, Polychaeta, Sabellida, Oweniidae. The record is from the annotation of a GenBank genome assembly.
AUGCACGGAACUUAUCUUUAUCAGCUUUAUAAAAAAUACAUAUUGCAGAAUGCCAGUUCUUCAUGUCCCAUGCUACAGGUCAUUGCUGCUAAUUGUGUCAGUCAAAAUAGUGACACGAAAGGGCUAAACGGCUUGCACCAAGGUUUUGCUGGCCUUGCCUUGAUCCAAGAAGUUACAAGUGAGGGGUCGACCUGCGAACCCGUUUAUGAUUUCUUAAAGACCUGUAUCUUUGACACCAACCAUUACACCAGAGACAAUUGCGGUCAUUCAUCAGAAACGAGCUGUAUACAAGCAAAGUGUUGUUGGGAUAACACUGUUCAUGAAGUACCAUGGUGUUACUGCCACAAGAACAUAUUAGAGAUCACAUCUGCUGUCCCUACGGCUGCACCAACUACCACCGCAACAACGGAUUGGACCACAGCAGAGAGUACAACUGCAACCACAGCUGAAAGUACAGUUGCAACCACAGCUGAAAGUACAGUUGCAACCACAGGUGAAACUAAAGCUGGAAGUACGAUUGCAAUCACAGCUGCAACUGAAGCUGAAAGUACAGUUGCAACCACAGCUGAAACUAAAGCUGGUAGUACGAUUGCAACCAUAGCUACAACUGAAGCUAACACUGAAACAGUUUCAAACACAGCUGAGAUCCCAUCUGUCAGUACAAAUAAUACCGCAGCAACCAUUAAACCCCCAGUUUCCACUGAUAUGAUCACACUUACAGUUGUAGAAAUAACUGAUGCCACAACUACAUCUCAAACGACAACUACAAUUAUAGCAUCAACACCACGUACUGUUGCUAUAAGCACUUCAAGUGGAGCAGGGGGAGAACAGAAAUGCGUUGAGCCAGAAUUUAUAGUGAUCUUUAACAACUGGUGUCCCCAUAGGCAGACGUUCUUUGCUGUCACAACUGCCAUUGUUUUUAUCUUGGUCCUCGCAAUGGUGAUGGUGUGUGCAUGCUUGGUAUGUCGUGGAAAAAAUAAUAGAACGGGUGAUAUCCACAUCCACAACACUGGAACGAUGCUGCCUCAUUUGGGGUAUAACAAUGCCUUAUAUGACUAUAAUAAUGAACCGGAGAAAUCAAAAAACAUUCGUCAGACUCCCAUAGUUCCUCCAAGAAUACCAGCAAAGUCUUUACAGGGAAGAUAUAUGGGAAAUGAACAAGUUUAUGGUUCAGCUUCCAAUGGGAAGGAUUGGUUGUCAGGUUCUGAUAAUCGAAAAGAUCUCUUGUUGUAUGGAUCACGUCCCCUUGGUUUCCAAGAAAACAAGCAAUCAUUCCAGUCUCUCUAUGGGAUGUACGAUAAUGAUAUAUAUGACAGCUCGCCAAUGGCUGAACUGAACAAUGUUACAAGUAACCAACACGUAUUGAUCGGUCGACCUAAGAUACGUAAGAAACCAACGUAUCCGAGCCACAUGCUGAGUGACAAUAAUGUGCCCGACAUGGGAGGGUCGAAGAUGUAUUAGGAGCUGAUUAUAUCUUGCCGUUCCUUUAUUUCCUUUUCUGAUUUCAAGUCCCAACCCCAAGCUUACUUUUUUCUAAAUGCACCUCUGUAUUCUAAUGUGUUGAUAAAAUAAGAACAUGAAAGUAUACUUUCAAUAGAAAUAUAACAGUAGUGAUAUCUUUUUUACAAAUAAUUGUUCGAACUGCAUUCACACUGGAAUAUAACAGUGCACAGUCAAUUAAGGUGAAUUCAGGUAUGAUCUGUCUGUCCACACUGGGUGAACAGCGUACUUCCAAUUUAGGUCAAUUCAGAUGUGAUCUGUCUGUCCACACUGGGAUAACAGUGUACAGUCAAUCCAGGUGAAUUCAGGCAUGAUCUGUCUGUUCACAUUGGGAUAACAGUGUACAGUCAAU